This is a messenger RNA of Prunus armeniaca (apricot), 1455 nucleotides long. Lineage: Eukaryota; Viridiplantae; Streptophyta; Magnoliopsida; Rosales; Rosaceae. The record is from the annotation of a GenBank genome assembly.
AUGAUCCAGACUGAUCGCCUCUACUCUGCGGACGACCUGUACAUGCUUAGGCAGGGUGAGGAUGAGCCCCUUCGGGAGUAUGCAGCCAGGUUCAGCCACGAGUACUCCCGCUGCCCAGAGACUGAUGAUCGUGCCGCCUUCGGUGCUUUCAAGAGUGGCCUCCGAGAGUCUAACUUUCGGUACCUUGUGCACAGCAACCCUUGGAACACGUAUGCUGAAUUAAUGAAGCAGGCAGCGGUACACGCCAAGGCUGAGUAUUUCAACACCAAGCGUGGCCCGGCCACCCAAGCACAUCAUCCUUUCGCUGAUCCCCAACCUGCUUCAGCACCCACCUUAGCCCCGCCUCAACAUUCUACUCCCGCCCCAAGUACCCAGGGUACCCAGCACCCCAAACGGAAGGAUAACUACCAGCACACCUUCAACAAUAACAAACGGGGCAGACAUAACCACCACCACCAGUCCAGCGGGGUCAACCCGCACGGGGCAGGCAAUCGAGCUCCACUUCCCUUCUCACCCAAGCCCAGGUUCGAGGUUUUCACCACCCUGAACACCACCUACGAAAAUGUCCUGGUGCACGAGGCACCUAUAAUACCCAAGCCUCCCCCCCGGAGACCAGGCAGCAAGCCCAUGCCCAACACGGGUGUCUUUUGUCGCUUUCAUCAGUUCGGUGGACACGACACCGAAUCUUGUGUUGCCUUGCGCAACAUCAUCGAAGGACUUAUUCACGAUGGGAAACUGGAUAAGUAUGUGAACAAUCUCCCACCCCCACCUAACCCUCACCAACGUCAGAUCAACAUGAUCUCAACUAUCAGUGGUGGUCCCACCCUGGCUGGAACCUCCAACAACUCCAUCAAACAUUAUGUCCGCUCCACCUAUGCGCAUCAGGUCUUCAGCGCUGAGCAGGGACGCUUGCCGAAGACCCACAAAUCAGGCUGGGCUCCCAUUACCUUCUGUGAGGAGGAAGAGCGCGGUGUUAUCCUCCCCCACGAUGACCCAAUCAUUAUCCGCGCCGACAUUUCUAACUUUGAUGUGGGGUGUAUCCUGGUGGACACUGGCAGUUCGGUCAGUGUGAUGUUUGCUGAGGCCUUCAACGAGCUCCAGGUCCCAUCUCACCUACUCGACCGAAGCAUCACACCCCUAGUGAGCUUCUCUGGUGAGGUGGUCCAACCCAUUGGAAGCAUUCAUCUCCCCAUCUCUAUUGGAUCGGCACCCCAGCGGAGGACAAUCACCACUCCCUUCCUCAUUAUCGACUGCCCCACAGCCUACAAUGUCAUCCUCGGCCGCCCCGCCAUGGCCCAAAUGAAGGUCUUCAUCUUCACCCAUAUGCUGCUGCUCAAGUUUCCUACACCUCAUGGCACAGGCACGGUGCGCGGAGACCAACUUGGCGCCCGAAGCUGCUACGCUUUGGCAGAAGGUCCACCAACCGCCAACAUCGGGGCGAGGCCCUCGCAGUAA